Molecule: messenger RNA, 2809 nt
Organism: Scleropages formosus (Asian bonytongue)
Lineage: Eukaryota; Metazoa; Chordata; Actinopteri; Osteoglossiformes; Osteoglossidae
Gene: mat2ab
Product: methionine adenosyltransferase 2Ab
Exons: 9
Coding region: 166-1356 (396 amino acids)
Biological process (GO): S-adenosylmethionine biosynthetic process
Molecular function (GO): ATP binding; methionine adenosyltransferase activity
Source: RefSeq, a predicted model, not a curated record
UCGGGACUCGCGGUGUUUCCAGACGGCGUACAGUAAUAAGGUGGUGUGUCCAGACCAGAUACAAAAAUUCUUCCACAAUAGGGGGAAAAAAAUUAACGAAGUAAGACCAGUUAAAUCCGUUUAAGAGUAUCGGAAAAAGCUUCAACUGAGAAUUUUAAUUUAAAUAUGAUGAACGGCCAGAUUAACGGGUUCCACAACUCCCUCAUCGAGGAGGACUCCUUUCUUUUCACCUCGGAGUCUGUUGGAGAAGGACACCCCGAUAAAAUCUGUGACCAAAUUAGUGAUGCUGUGCUUGAUGCUCAUCUGAAACAGGACCCUGAUGCUAAAGUUGCCUGUGAAACUGUUGCCAAGACUGGGAUGAUCCUGCUGGCAGGAGAAGUGACAUCUCGAGCAUCUGUGGACUACCAGAAGGUGGUUCGUGAGACAAUCAAACAUAUUGGUUAUGAUGACUCUUCCAAAGGCUUUGAUUACAAAACCUGCAAUGUGCUGGUAGCUCUGGAGCAGCAGUCACCUGAUAUUGCCCAGGGUGUGCACCUGGACCGCAGUGAGGAGGAUGUGGGUGCAGGGGACCAGGGUCUGAUGUUUGGAUAUGCCACUGAUGAGACCGAGGAGUGCAUGCCCCUUACAAUUGUCCUUGCACAUAAGCUCAAUGCCAAGAUGGCUGAACUGCGCCGGAAUGGGACCCUGCCAUGGUUGAGGCCUGACUCUAAGACACAGGUGACUGUGCAGUACAGGCAAGACCGUGGUGCUGUGCUGCCUGUACGUGUGCACACUAUUGUCAUCUCUGUACAGCAUGAUGAGGAUGUCUGCCUGGAUGAGAUGCGGGAUGCAUUGAAGGACAAAGUCAUUAAAGCUGUGGUACCCAGUGUCUAUUUGGAUGAUGACACCAUCUAUCAUCUGCAGCCCAGUGGUCGCUUUGUCAUUGGGGGCCCCCAGGGUGAUGCUGGCCUAACAGGCCGCAAGAUCAUUGUGGACACUUAUGGGGGCUGGGGAGCCCAUGGAGGUGGGGCCUUCUCUGGCAAGGACUACACCAAGGUGGACCGAUCUGCUGCCUAUGCUGCUCGCUGGGUUGCAAAGUCACUUGUAAAAGCAGGCCUGUGCAAACGUGUUUUAGUCCAGGUGUCCUAUGCUAUUGGAGUGUCCCACCCUCUGUCCAUUUCCAUCUUCCACUAUGGGACAUCUCAAAAGAGUGAGAAGGAGCUGCUGGAGAUUGUGAAAAAGAACUUUGACCUCCGACCUGGUGUCAUUGUCAGGGAUCUGGAGCUGAAGAAGCCCAUUUAUCAGAGGACCGCUGCAUACGGCCACUUUGGUCGUGAUUCCUUUCCUUGGGAGGUGCCCAAAAAGCUGAAAUACUAAACAUGUCAAGCUUUUUUCCCCCCAGGCCUGUUGGUGUAUACUACAGAGAAGCCUGCAAGGUCUUGGUGGGGGAAGGCCAUCGUGAAAACACACACACACUCGCACGCAGUGCAACCGCUAAUGGCAAAAUAACCCCUCACCCAGAUCCCAGAAUCCUCUCAUUCUUCCUGAUCCUUAACUCCUUUCUUGAGCAGUUGGAUUUUUUUUUUGGCUUUGUUCUUGGCCAGUGUGCUUUUGCUUGAGCAGGUUUGUCUAAAGCAAGUGUGGGACCAUGGAGAGUUUUCCUGAACACCGUGGGGUUGUGGCUCCCAUGUAGGUAUCAUGGUCCAAGGGCUUAUUCCCUCCCUCCAUGAAACUCUCAAGCUUCAUGCAGACACCCUAUCAUCAUAAUGCCAACUCAACUUGAUAUCUUCUCUUGUGGUACGGUCUUAUAUGGCUUGAAAACUGCACAAAUAAUCGUACUGGCCUGGUGAAACUGACACAUGCUACAGGAGGUGUAGUGCAGAAACUGUAUUUACCCCCAAUACAAUCUAGAAUGUGCACCAGCAAGUUGAUUCAAGUCUACAUGGCUAGAUUCCACACCAGAAUUGGAGUGCUGUACAUGUUCUGUAGUGUAGUUGCUGGCCACCCCACUUACUUCACCUUAUUCCUUACUCUUCUGUCCAACUGGAGGAUGUAACGUUGGCACAAUUGGAUACAAAGGGUUUUGUUUUCUCAAUUGCUAUGCAUCGCAGGCUGAAAGCACUAGCCAAACACUGUUUUUCUGGGGUAGGUGACUACAGUCCAUGCAGACUGGCCGUUUUCUGACGUACUACAGAAAAGUCAGAAGCUGCUAUGACCCGGCUCCAUUUGCAUUAGGUCUGUAAGUGCUACGUGUUUUCUGUAAGGAAUUGACAUGCCACUCAAAUUCUUUCAGAAUGCUUUUUUCCUUUUUAAAUCAAUUUUAAUAUGGUUAAUGACAAAGGCACUCCUCCCACCUCUUGUGGUAUUGAAGACAGGUGUAGCUACAGAGAAACCUCCUUCAAUUACCCUGAGGAAGGGCAGUCUUAACCUCCACUGAAGCUCUUUAUACUUGAACCUGAAAAUGGAAACAGAUCUUAUUUAUUGUGCUCUGAAACUUGGUGUGGAUACAGAGAAGCUACAGUUUCAGAAGGCAGCUUUUAGUAAACAUGUUUUUAUAUUUUUCCCUUUUAUUCAAGUUGUAUCUCACAAGUUCUGUUUCCAGUGUUCCCUUGUGGCCCAAAGUGUCCUACAGAAAAGCUUUGGGAUGCACCCACAUGGGCCUGCUGCAACGAAUGACGUGAGCUUGAUGAAAUUGCUCUGAACAUGCACCCAUUUGCGCAAGCUCACCUGCAAUGAGGUGCGACAUCUGGCUGGUGUUGUACAGAGAAGCCAGCUGUGUUUACAGGCCCUCUUUCUGGUUGGUGCUUGCUUUAUUUUUGCUGUUUGGAGG